CCGUAUAUUCAGCAUGUGCCCCAGCUAGCUGUUGUCCCUCGUACAGUCUCAGUUACUACCAGAAUUAGCAGCGUUCGAAUUACAAGGGUGUGUCCACAAUUACGAACACCUAUCUAUCAUAUGAGUGGCCGGGACACAUAUCAGACAUCACAUGGAUAAUACUUUAGUAUCAGCCGUAAAGAACAACAAGGUUUUUGAGGUUGAAGGUUUCCUAGCUGCGGGAGCUUCUCCAGAUGAGUGUGAUUAUGAUGGAUGGCCUGUGCUGGCUAGGGCUUGUGACAAUUGCUACAGGUCUAUUGUUGAAUUACUAGUAAAGAAGGGAUCAAAUGUUAACAAAGCUACAAGAUAUGGAUGGACUCCUUUAAUGAGAGCAGCAUAUCGAGGUGAUGAUUCAAUCAUUGAUAUGGUAUUAUCAGCUAAUGCUGAUGUUAAUCUGACGAGUGAGGAUGGCCGGACAGCAUUGCAUUGUGCUGCUAUUAACAAUCACUCUAAAGUCGUUAGUAUUCUGUUGAAGAAUGGAUGUGAUAUGGGUAUAAAAGACAAUAGAGGAGAAACCGCACGCAAUUGGCGGAGAGACUAAAUAAGAAGGACGCAACAGAUGCAAUCAAAUCGUUUUCUAUCAUUCAACCACUGGCUUCAUCAUCAAUACCGCCUUUCGGCAGUCGUUUGUGCUCAUCAGGAAAAGCGACAUCGGUUCAUCUCUCCACAGCAGCAAAUGAAGGAGAAUGUUUUCUUUAUGUCACAGACUACUACACCUGUACGACAAUCACCCAAACAAGACAGUGGAAAGGGAGAUGAACAGUUAGUCAAGCAGUUGAUGCAACGGAUAGAGCAACUGACACAGGAUGGUUCAGCGAAAGAUAGACAAAAUAGAGAAUUGAAACAACGAAACGCUGAUAUAGAGAAAUCGCUGAGGGACGAGCAACUGCGAAGGCAACAUGCUGUUACUCAAGAAAGAAGGGAGAAAGAAGAGCUACAGCGAAGACUACGAGAACGAGACCAACAAGUUGUUGAAGUGAGGCAACAGAACACAGAAUUACAACGACUAUUGAGAAAUGAGCAACUGCAAAGAGAAGAUUCAGUUGCUAAAGAGAAAAGAGAGAAAGUCGAACUGAGGCAAGUGCUACAGCGAGUGCUUGAAGACAAACACAAUCUUCAGAAGAAUCUCGAUGAAGCUCAGCAACAUAUUCAACAACUAAUUGAAGAGAAGAAUAACCUCCAGCGACUACUGAUAGAAAAGCGAAGAGAGAAGUCUAACAUUGAAGAACUGCUGGCAGAUGCUGAUGCAGCCAUUGAACGAUACAAGCAAAGACAGCGGAACGAAGUACUGAAUAUUCCAUCACAUGAUAUUCAGUUGACAAAUACAGAACUAGGACGUGGAUCAUAUGGAGCUGUAUGUGUUGGAUAUUGGCGUGGAUGUCCUGUUGCUGUCAAAAGUUUGUAUGAAGAUUUGGCAGCUGUUCAACGCAACGUUCAACUUGUACAACAAGAAGCAUCUGUAGCAUGGAAGAUACAUCAUCCAAACAUUGCGACUGUUUGUGGUGUCACUCUGGAGGUAGAAGGAAAGAGAGCUUGGAUUAUCGUGGAAUUACACAGUGGCUCCAUGUCUGGGGUGAUUGAUGCAUGUCAAGGAGAUGUUGCACCUCUCACAUUACGAGAGACAGUUGACAUGACAUAUGAUUCUUUGUGUGGACUUGACUACAUUCAUUCGAUGCAACCUAGGGAAAUUCUCCACGGUGACAUCUGUCCAAGGAACAUCCUGGUAACACCAACAAUGAGAGCAAAACUAGGUGAUCUAGGAGCCGCUCGUUUUCAAGAUGUUUCCCUAUCGGUCGGCCUGCUCAGUCCACAGUACACACCUCCUGAGAGGUUUGAUGUUCCAACUUUACCAAAAAACAAGGCUACGGACAUGUAUAGUAUGGGAGUGACUAUAUGUGAGCUUUUCACGGCUGCAUUUCCGGAUCGUGAACUAAGGAUGGAUCAAGUUUUACUCAUCCGUCAAAUAGAUGUCCGUUCAGUAUGCAAACAUUUGAUGAGAGAAAAUCCUGUCACUCGACCAACAGCAGCAGAAGCCCGUCAUGUUAUUGGUCGUAUUCGUGAGACAGACGAAUAUAAAGCUUGUCCUUCUAAGAGAAUGGUAAAGGGAAAGAUGGAUGGAAUAGCUGAUGUCACUCUUGUUUAGUCCAUCUGAUAAGUUUGUCGUGUCUUUGAACCACGCAUUUCUUCUUUUAUUGCUUCACUUCAUAUGUAUGUUGGUAAAAUAUGUAAACUUACUAGCAGCAAUUAUCCUAUUUCACUGUUGCAUUUUGCUAUCUCAUUUGUGAGGGAACUCUAGACUAUAAGGGUUUUAGUUUAUUGAGCAUGGCAUUGUAUACUUCGUAACUGUAAGUUCGCUGCGUAUUUAGUAGACUUUUGUUAAGUGAUAUGAUAGUAAGAUCGCUAUGUGCACAAUCCGAGUUUGUAUUAACU
Messenger RNA from Corticium candelabrum, 2469 nucleotides. RefSeq names its product probable serine/threonine-protein kinase DDB_G0281745. The record is from RefSeq and is a predicted model, not a curated record. Gene Ontology annotation, biological process: protein phosphorylation. NCBI's taxonomy places the organism in Eukaryota, Metazoa, Porifera, Homoscleromorpha, Homosclerophorida, Plakinidae. Gene Ontology annotation, molecular function: ATP binding; protein serine/threonine kinase activity. The transcript is spliced from 12 exons. Bases 599 to 2182 code for a protein of 527 amino acids.